Pelmatolapia mariae (spotted tilapia) is the source of this 1311-nucleotide messenger RNA. RefSeq names its product T-box transcription factor Tb (gene tbxtb). Gene Ontology annotation, biological process: positive regulation of DNA-templated transcription; heart morphogenesis; regulation of transcription by RNA polymerase II. The coding region runs from base 1 to 1311 and encodes 436 amino acids. Gene Ontology annotation, molecular function: DNA-binding transcription factor activity, RNA polymerase II-specific; RNA polymerase II cis-regulatory region sequence-specific DNA binding. NCBI's taxonomy places the organism in Eukaryota, Metazoa, Chordata, Actinopteri, Cichliformes, Cichlidae. The transcript has 8 exons. Gene Ontology annotation, cellular component: nucleus. The record is from RefSeq and is a predicted model, not a curated record.
AUGGCGACAGGCCCUGGCGAGUGUCCGAGCAAGGCCCUUCAGUACCGGGUAGAUCACCUCCUCAGUGCGGUGGAGAGUGAGCUACAGGCCGGGAGCGAGAAGGGUGACCCCACGGAGAGGGAGCUGAAAGUGUCCUUGGAUGAGAGCGAGCUGUGGCAAAAGUUUAAAAAUCUCACAAAUGAAAUGAUAGUUACAAAGAACGGCAGGCGCAUGUUUCCGGUGCUGAAAGUGAGCGUGUCUGGACUGGACCCGAACGCCAUGUAUUCCUUUUUGCUGGAUUUCGCGUCUGCAGACAACCACAGGUGGAAAUACGUCAACGGAGAGUGGGUGCCUGGUGGCAAACCCGAACCUCAAACUCCCAGCUGUGUGUACAUCCACCCAGACUCCCCAAACUUCGGCGCGCACUGGAUGAAGGCUCCCGUCUCGUUUAGUAAAGUCAAACUCACAAAUAAGCUCAACGGAGGAGGUCAGAUCAUGUUAAAUUCUUUGCACAAGUAUGAGCCACGCAUUCAUAUAGUUCGGGUUGGAGGCCCACGGAGGAUGAUCACCAGCCACUCUUUCCCAGAGACACAGUUUAUUGCAGUAACGGCGUACCAAAAUGAAGAGAUAACUGCCCUGAAAAUAAAGUACAACCCUUUUGCCAAGGCCUUUCUAGACGCAAAGGAGAGGACUGAUAAUAAAGACAUAAGAGAAGAUGCCAGUGAAAACCAGCAAUCUGGUUACUCUCAGUUGGGUAGCUGGUUUAUUCCAGGGACAGCUCCUCUCUGCCCUUCAGCCAGUCCUCACAGCCAGUUCGGGAGUCCAAUCUCCCUCUCGCCAUCCCAUGGUUGCGAGCGCUACUCCACUCUGAGGAACCACCGCUCUGCCCCUUACUCCAGCCCGUAUACCCAUCGGACCAACUCACCCACCAGUUUCUCAGACAGCUCUUCAACCUGUCUGUCGAUGCUUUCAAGCCAUGAUAACUGGUCCAGUCUUCAGAUGCCAACACACUCGAGCAUGAUUCCCAUGGCCCAUAACUCUACCUCUGGUACCAGUUCUAGUCAGUACACCAGCCUGUGGUCUGUGAGCAACUCGCCACUCACUCCGGUGUCCCAGAAUGGGGGGAUGAACAACUGUCUGAGCUCCCAGUUUCUCCGAGGGUCCAGCAGCCACUACCCCACCCUGUCUCAUUCAGUUACAGUGCCCUCCUCUGGCUCUCCCAUGUACGACAACAGCACGGCCACAGAAGUGCAUGAUACGGCUCAGUAUGACCUCUCACCACAUGGCCGACUGCCAUCCGCCUGGACCCCAGUUACGCCUCCGUCCCUGUGA